This is a messenger RNA of Botrytis cinerea B05.10, 2593 nucleotides long. RefSeq lists its product as hypothetical. The coding region runs from base 131 to 2533 and encodes 800 amino acids. The record is from RefSeq and is a predicted model, not a curated record. The transcript has 2 exons. NCBI's taxonomy places the organism in Eukaryota, Fungi, Ascomycota, Leotiomycetes, Helotiales, Sclerotiniaceae.
GGGCAGUGUUCAGCUCAUGAUAACAAGCAACAUAUAAAGCCCGUGUGAUUCUUACUGGAAAUAUCUGCGUUUACUAUCAAAUUCAAUAAUUAGAGUACACCAUUCCAGUACCUCUUACCGGAAUCUCACCAUGCUCUGCACCGCUUGCCAAGACAUCUCAUUUGUUCCAUUGCAACAGACUGGUGUCACUUUUCAAAAAGAUGCGACUGAAGAAAUACGAGCCGCGUACGCUAAUCAUGGAUUCUAUUUUCACGAGAGCUGUCGUAUGGUAGAGUGGAAUCAGCUUCGACCCGAGUGCCAGCUGUGCAAAUUAAUGAGUGCUCGACUACGUUGCAAUGUGAAUAGAUCCUCGAAUGAUAGAUUAUCUGCUGCUUUGGAUCUCACAGCCUUCCUUGGAGACGACACUCCGUUGAUAAAUUCGAAGCUCGGAUUCACGCUGUUAAUAUUAACCCAGAAAGGAGAAUUUUCAAAAUCGAGCGACGGUCGGAAUUUUGUGAAAAUCAACGACGGAACUAAUUGGUCAGGGUCUUUUGAUAUUCACUAUGGCAAAUUACCUGAGGUCUAUUCCGAAUGUUCCUACGAAGGCUCUCUAUAUCAACGAUUUGAAGACCGUGACGAUGGAUUUGACGCAUCUAUGAGAUUGGCAAUUACAUGGAUGAUUGAUUGUUUUGAUCAUCGGCUUUGCCGAGAAACAAUAGGGGCGCUCCCUACUCGUGUCAUAUAUAUCGACGAGAAUCCCAGUAUUGCGCCGCGUCUUGUAGAGUCAAAAGGACAAGUGGUUUCCUAUGCUACUUUGAGUUAUUGUUGGGGCAGAAAGGGUCAAUUGCAACUAAAGAAAGCAAAUCAUCUUCAGUUUUUGAACGCUCUUCCUGUUCAAUUGCUUUCCAUGACUACCCAAGACGCAAUUAGAGUUACUCGAGCACUAUCGAUUAAAUAUCUUUGGGUAGAUGCUCUGUGCAUCAUCCAAGAUUCGACCGAAGACAAGUUGAAAGAGCUUGCUGUAAUGGGAGAAAUUUACUCUCGUUCCGUCAUCACGAUUGGUGCUGCCAAUGGUGACUACGCAGAUGCUGGACUUUUUGCAAAGCGCGACCCACAUCGGCAGCGACCCUGUCCCAUCUAUGAAAUAGAAACCAAUGGUAGUAAAACUCAGAUAUUUGCCGAACUUCCUCGAGACGAUGAACAGGGAACAAUACUGGACAGUCGUGGGUGGAUUUUCCAGGAAGAAGUGCUUUCAGCUCGGACUCUCAAGUUUUGUUCUGAUGGUCUUCGCUGGUCUUGUGUUACUGUAUGUGCCACAGAAACUACACCAAAUGGCAACUCGCACCCGUCCAAUAAACUCGAUUAUAGGCUUAAAACUUGGCUUCAUUAUCCAGAAUGGAACCCACGAUGGGUAGUUGCCUUGGAUCCGAAACGACGAUAUUUUCAAGACUGGUAUGAAGCUGUAUCAAGCUUCACCGCUCGCGAUUUGACAUAUCAUACAGACAAGCUACCUGCACUUGCUGGUGUUGCAACCCGAAUCCACAAGAUUCGUAAAUACGAUUAUCUGGCUGGUCUAUGGAAGCAAGACCUAGAGUAUGGCUUACUAUGGUAUGUUACCUCUCGGCCAAAGAUAGAUAGUGGAAGGUAUGCAUUCCCAUCUCUGUUGGGCGAUGAAUACUACACUGUUGUUCCGAGGAAAGGAAGCAGUAUGCCAAAAUCCACCUCAUCUGUGACAGAAGGGAUGAGUCAGCUUUCAAUAGGCAGCACUGCCACACACAUUCCCUUCUUGACGAAUGUGCCUAUUAGCUCCAAGGGAACAGCCCAUUACCUGAAAGCGAUAGUGCCCAGUCUCCGACAGCGAGACGAAUUUCAAGGAAAGUCCCCCUCAUGGUCAUGGGCCUCUCUGAAACAUGAGAAGAUCAACUUUCUAUACAGUCACUCGGGGUUGAAAGCAUCCGGACGUCCGCUAAGCCACUGCCUUGAAGUUGACUGCUCGCCUCCAGACAAAGGAAACACUUUUACACAAAUAUUGCCUGGCCAUAUGAUUCUGACAGGUCACUUGAAGCAAGCUCAAGUACACUUUGAGAAUUACGGCUACGAUACCCAGUACCUCCCACCCAACGUGUCUGCGAGUCGCUGGCCUGGAACUCUCGGGCAAGAGAAGGCUGACGGUUCCGGUGAAGGCGAGAUAAUUGGAUUCGUGGCUUUAGAUUCAGACCCAACAGCUAGCGGUUUAAGGGCAAACAGUCUUGCCAUUUUGUUGAUGCGAGAAGACAAGGAUCCGUCGGAUUUGAGCAUGGAAAAGAAUGGGAAACUGGGUUAUCAUAGUUCAGAAAAGGUUCCACAGACGCUUUCUUGCCUGCCCGAUGGCAGUAUUACAUUAAAUAGUGGAACUAAGCGAUAUCUGACGGGUUUGGCGCUUCAGCAAGUGCGGGAUUUCAACAACUUAGCCAUCUUCCGGAGAGUUGGAUUGUGUCAGUUGUACAGAGAAUUUUGGACGGAUGAGCUCAAGAUAGAUUCGAGCAAGAAAAUGUUUAAUCUUAUGGUUGUCUAAGUGUCAACUUGGCCUAACCAUAUUACUACUGUCGUCUGGCAUUAAAUCUUGUUAAUUACA